AUGUCCAAUGCCGAGGGCAGCACACCACCUAUCAAUGAAUUGGUUGAGGGCUCGGGCAACGCGUCGCACGUCGAGCACCAGCACGCUGAGGGUACUAGGAGCGGCGAGAAUCAAGCGGAAGUAUCUGCAGCUCGACAGAGACGUAAAAUUGCGCAGUUGGAGGAGAAACUAGCGACUCUCGAAUCUGGGCGCGCCGUCAAAGAAAGGCAGACGAACUAUUACGUGGCUCAAGGAAGAGCGAUCAGGCGUGUUGUCACUUUGUUUGAUAGCCUUGAGGAUCUAGUUGCCGAAAACGACCGGAGAUACGAAUUUGAAGAGGACACAGAAACUACUGCUGAGUACCAAGAUUUUUCCUGGAUAGGUUACAUGACAUUCACGAAAACUAUGCGGUGGUUUCAUCAGAAGGCUACGGAGGCAUAUUACGAAGAAUAUGCAGAUAUGUUAAAAAUGCUUCGGCGAGGGGCGGACGCUGCUCGAGGGGAUGAUACGUCCAAACUGAAGCCUCUCGUUUCUGAGUGGGUCAACCGCGAAUUCAAGCCCGAUCCUCCGGUCGAUCCAGAUGACAAGCAUUCUCGCGGGUUCAUUAACGAUGCGUGCGGUAGGCUACUUUGCCCGUCAGAACUUGAUUGGAACAAUUCGGCUGUAAAGGCUGGCAUUAGAGAUCGCGCAGAUGGCUACACCGUGACUGACCUGUCCUUUCCGGCAUUUGUAUAUGAAAAGUACACGGCAAAUCCUGAUGAUCUGGAGGACGGGCUUUUCAAGGGUAAAAUUCUUCUUCAGGCAUUCAAAGCAGUAUUCACAUCACCCUCCUCAGCUAAAGAUGUCGAAGGGGACGGCGAUGGAGCAGACGUUAUCAUCAGCAACAGACGUGCUAGGAAAUCCUUCAACACAAUCAAGGUCAAGAAACACGUGGCGCAGAUCAUCAAGAUGGAGAAGGUCACCCCUCGGUCAAUUGCAUACAUAGUGUGCCAAGUCCGAUUUGCGCUCUCUUCCGUCACCUCGUGGCGCUCUAUUGACGGGGAUUUCGACUAUGUGCACUUCUGGCGGAUUAUUGUGGACUUUUUCGAAAAGCCCCCCGGUCGCGACACUCGGCUCAGGGCAGACAAGCUUCUGGAGUGGUGGACCAGAAAAAUUUUUGGAAAGAAUCGUCGUAACGACCUCAGCCAAACAGUGAUGGAAAAUAUGUCUGUCAACGCUCUCGCAAGGCAAAGGGCAGCGCGCGCUGAUGCUGUUUUUGAUUCGCCAUAG
Molecule: messenger RNA, 1248 nt
Organism: Suillus fuscotomentosus
Lineage: Eukaryota; Fungi; Basidiomycota; Agaricomycetes; Boletales; Suillaceae
Exons: 8
Coding region: 1-1248 (415 amino acids)
Source: RefSeq, a predicted model, not a curated record